UUCAGAGGCAGAUAAGCACGCACGCAAGGUCGACGAUGAGCUGCUCGGAUGUCAAUGCCGCGGGCGCCCAACUCGCCGGAGAGGACUCCAAGACGUCGUGGCCAGAGUUGGUUGGGAAGACCAUCAAGGAGGCUAGGGAGAUCAUCCUCAAGGACAAGCCCGACGCCAACAUCGUCGUCCUCCCCGCAGGCUCGGCGGUGACUCUGGACUACAGGACUGACCGUGUCCGCAUCUUCGUCGACACCGUCGCCGACGCUCCGCACAUCGGCUAG
Lolium rigidum is the source of this 272-nucleotide messenger RNA. RefSeq names its product subtilisin-chymotrypsin inhibitor-2B-like. The record is from RefSeq and is a predicted model, not a curated record. Gene Ontology annotation, molecular function: serine-type endopeptidase inhibitor activity. Lineage: Eukaryota; Viridiplantae; Streptophyta; Magnoliopsida; Poales; Poaceae. The transcript is spliced from 2 exons. Bases 36 to 272 code for a protein of 78 amino acids. Gene Ontology annotation, biological process: response to wounding.